UUUCCGAAUAAGUAAAGUUAAGAAAAAGUUUGUUGUAAAUCCGAAGAGAUUUUGACUAAAAUGUCCAAGUUUGUAAAUGUGGCGAAGUACGCAAAAGUGGCGAAUGCGAGCACCGAAUAUGGUCGUCGCAUGAGGCAUUUGUCGAAUCGCAUUUUCGGUGAAGUGACCCGACCCACAACCAGCCAAUCAAUGAAAGUCGUGCAAAUGUUCAAAGAAGAGCCGCUUUAUCUCCGAGACGAAGUCAUCAACUAUUAUCCACGGCACAUUGAAAUGGGACAACUCAUGGUAAAUCUACGUGAAUAUGGUCUGUUCCGUGACGAACAUGCCGAUUUCAGAGAAGAAAUGAAACGUUUGCGAGCACUUCGUGGUAAAGGUCCACCGCCGCGUAAAACGAAGGAAGAAGGCAAACGUUGGAAGAAAAAGCAGGAAAAAUUGAAAGAAGCAGCGGCCGCUGCUGAAGCUGCUGCCAACUGAAAAUCAUUUUAUCAUACACUUGAUUCAUAUUAAACCAAGACGUUAAAUAAAUGGAUAGAUCUUGUUGUAAAUAAAUACAUUGAAAUGAUUGAA
Messenger RNA from Sitodiplosis mosellana (orange wheat blossom midge), 567 nucleotides. RefSeq names its product 28S ribosomal protein S33, mitochondrial-like. The transcript has a single exon. The record is from RefSeq and is a predicted model, not a curated record. Bases 61 to 474 code for a protein of 137 amino acids. Gene Ontology annotation, cellular component: mitochondrion. Lineage: Eukaryota; Metazoa; Arthropoda; Insecta; Diptera; Cecidomyiidae.